Messenger RNA from Sebastes umbrosus (honeycomb rockfish), 3328 nucleotides. Its product is annotated as high-affinity choline transporter 1-like. Gene Ontology annotation, molecular function: choline:sodium symporter activity. The coding region runs from base 173 to 1945 and encodes 590 amino acids. The record is from RefSeq and is a predicted model, not a curated record. NCBI's taxonomy places the organism in Eukaryota, Metazoa, Chordata, Actinopteri, Perciformes, Sebastidae. Gene Ontology annotation, biological process: synaptic transmission, cholinergic; transmembrane transport; neuromuscular synaptic transmission. The transcript is spliced from 9 exons. Gene Ontology annotation, cellular component: synapse; axon; dendrite.
UACAACAUAAGAGAAUCGUCCAAGAGGAUUACUUUGCUGUACCUUAACAGUUUUCCAACAAAAUUGUCGUUGUACAUCUUCUUUUGGAGGCCCUGCUCCUGUUUAGAACUGUUUUCUCCAAAGGAAAGUAGCACCUGAUCUCUGCAGGAGGAAGCAGGACUAAAGGAAGAAGAUGGCCAUCCACGCUGAAGGUCUGGUGGCCAUCGUGAUCUUCUACCUCCUGAUCCUGACUGUGGGGAUCUGGGCCGCCUGGAAGAACAAGAACUCCGGGGUGACAGAGGGAGGAGACCGGAGUGAGAGCAUCAUGGUCGGUGGAAGAGACAUCGGACUGUUCGUUGGUGGAUUCACAAUGACCGCCACUUGGGUGGGUGGGGGAUACAUCAAUGGGACAGCAGAGUAUGUCUACCUGCCAGACUUCGGCCUGGCCUGGGCACAGGCACCCUUUGGUUACGCUCUCAGCCUGGUAGUAGGUGGCCUUUUCUUUGCCAAGCCCAUGCGUUCCCGUGGAUACGUCACCAUGCUGGAUCCCUUCCAGCAGCUGUAUGGAAAAAGGAUGGGCGGCCUGCUCUUCAUCCCCGCACUCAUGGGGGAAAUCUUCUGGUCUGCAGCCAUUUUAUCUGCCCUGGGUGCCACUCUGAGUGUGAUCGUGGACAUAAACAUCAACAUGUCGGUGGUGAUCUCCGCCCUCAUAGCUAUCUUCUACACACUCGUUGGAGGACUCUACUCUGUUGCAUACACAGAUGUGGUCCAGCUCUUCUGCAUCUUUUUGGGCUUGUGGAUCAGCGUACCUUUUGCCCUGUCCAAUCCUGCCGUGGCGGACAUCAGUAUUACAGCCAAGGAAGAAAUCUACCAAUCACCCUGGCUGGGGAGGAUUGAGCCUGAAGACAAAUGGCUCUGGGCGGACAACUUCUGUUUGUUGAUCUUGGGUGGAAUUCCCUGGCAGGUCUAUUUUCAACGGGUUCUUUCUGCCUCUUCAGCUACCUACGCCCAGGUCCUCUCCUUCCUCGCCGCCUUCGGCUGUUUGGUCAUGGCCAUCCCUUCUGUCCUCAUAGGAGCUAUAGGGGCCUCCACUGACUGGAAUCAGACUACUUAUGGGUCGCUUCCUCCGAAGGACAGGGAUCAAUCAGACAUGAUCCUUCCCAUAGUGCUUCAGCACCUCUGCCCGUCCUACGUCUCCUUCUUUGGUCUGGGGGCGGUGUCGGCUGCCGUCAUGUCAUCAGCAGACUCAUCCAUUCUCUCGGCCAGCUCCAUGUUUGCCAGGAACAUCUAUCAGCUCGCCUUUCGGCAGUCGGCCUCUGAUAAUGAGAUUGUUUGGGUGAUGCGCUGCACUAUCUUUGUAUUCGGGGCUCUCGCCACUGCUAUGGCGUUGUUAACAGGAUCCGUGUAUGGCCUGUGGUACCUGAGCUCCGACUUGGUCUACGUCAUCAUCUUUCCCCAACUUCUCAGUGUGUUAUUCGUCAAGGGCACCAACACCUAUGGCUCUGUGGCUGCCUAUAUCUUUGGGCUUUUGCUGCGCAUUGGUGGAGGGGAGCCCUACCUCAAACUCCCUCCCUUCAUCUACUACCCCGGCUGGGUGCACCAGGAGAGGAUCCACCACGUCACUGGGGAUGUAGAGCACUUUAUCCAGCAGAGGUUCCCAUUCAAGACUGUGUCCAUGCUGGCGUCCUUCUUGGCAAACGUGGGCUUUUCUUACCUGACAAAGUACCUAUUUGAAAGCGGUACGUGGUCACACAAGUACGACUUCCUGGACGCCGUGGUGUCCAAGCAUAGCAAGGAGAUCAUGGACAAGGCCACGCUGGUGAGCAAUCAAGAUAACAUCAUUCUGUCAGAGAUGGCGCCCGUCAAGCAGGCCCUGGGCGGGUCACUCGCUGGGACAUUCAUCAACACUGAGGUCCUCAGUGACGAUGAGGCGUCCAGUCCAGAGGCUUUUCACAAUGACAACUAGGCAACAAAGGCACAAAGGAAUUUGAAGAAGAAGGAGUAAUCUAAGAGGCAUCGACAUUCUUCAGGAAACUUGCAACUGCCGCACUCGAAGCCAAACCAACAGAAAUCUGCUGUGGCUUCCGAGUGACUCCACAAGUUUGUUUUAUGCUGAUUACAUGGUGCCUCCUUCUUUGUUAAGAUCCCUUGCCUAGAACCAGGAAGUUGACUCUCAAUCAGCUGUGUCAAGCAUACAAUAGUCAUUCUUUUUUUUUAAUCAUGACUGUGAAUCUACAACCAUUUUAAUUUAAGUGCUGCAACAGUGAUUGGAGGGACUUUCUGGGGAAAACAAAAAGUGACUUCAGUGGACGUCACUGUCUACAAGGGUUUGCUGUGGGUAAUGAGAAUAGUGCAAUAUCUAACUGUGUCCACGUCUACAUAGCAGUGUGUGUGUGCGUGCGUGUGUGUUUGUUGAUGUACAUGCACAUGAGUAUACCUGACAACAAAGCAGUGAAUGCUCCGGAAACAUUUCAGACCUUGAGUUUUAAGUUUGCGUAGAGUAUCUUUAUUAAUAGAGCAAUAAUAUUUGUAGUUGUAUAGAUAGAUGCAUUGUACUGAGUUUGCAAGUUACCAUCAUUAUUUUUUUAACUUGAAGAUCAAAAGAUAUUUCUCAUUUUUCAUGUUUCAUGUUCACCUUGCUCUUAAUCCUCCUGUCAUACUUGUUAAUUCCAGACACAGUAAGUGUUGAGUUAAGAACCACAUGCCGCCAUGAUAUUACCAAACCCUUGACUCGCCAAACAGAAGGUUGAUAUUGGAUGAUUCUGCAGAUUACCUUCAGUCAUAACGAUUUUUAACAUUCACUGGCAACUUAUGUGAAAUUAAUAGGUCAAUACAAUAUCCUCAUGUUGCAACUAUAAUCGAGAUCCACCUGAUGAAUGUAAGUCUAAUAUUCACUCUCCUUUUAUAUCUGUUUUGGUCUCCACCAACUCCUGAGGUAAAGAUCUGUCUUUUUGGCUGCUAAAUACUCCACUAUGUUCACCAGCUAGUCGCCAUCUAUGGCAGGUAGUGGACAGUGGGUUUAUCAGAGAGUUUUGCUGUAAACAGCUUGAACACCUUGAACUCAACACUUUUGGCUCUGAACAUGGACAUAAAACAUGUACUGCAGAAUCAUCAUGUAUGAAUGUAAUUCCAUAAGCUCAGCGUUCGUAACACACCACCCUGAUGUCUACACAGAUUCAAAUAUCCAAUAUAAACCAAGCAGCCAUUGGCUUCCAUUCAUUCCCAUACGUUGUGAAAAUCAAUUUGCAAUCUUUCUCUUUGUCAAACUUACGAUUGUGUCGUACAUCUUUGAAUUUAUGUGCAUUUACAACUACAUUACCACAUAAUGAUAACAGUGACAACAAUUAAA